AUGAAACUUGCAAUCCAAUCCGGGUCAUUCGAGGAGCAAAGUGCAAGUCACAGUUUGCUCCCAAGUCAGGGUAUGAGCCGGUUUUCACCUCGCAAUCUCAAAGCCGGCUGCAACACAACUAGAUAUCGCUAUGACGGGCUUUAUAUUGUGACCAAGGCACAGUGUGUUAUUGGCAUAAAGGAACACAAAAUUUGUCAAGUGGUCCUUGAGAGGAUUCCAGGUCAGCAACCUCUUUCAGAAGACCCUGAAUAUGUCUCCCUGUGGAACUUGGUCAAUGCUAAGAGUGGCAAAGCAAAGGAAUCAUCUUCAUCCUCCUUUAUGGAAACAGGAAAGGUAGCAGGCACAACCCAGGGCUUCUAUCCAAUUGUAUCUGGUGCCAAGUUGGAGGAGCUGUUUUCUGGUGCCAGCACUCAAAAACGGCCCUUGGAAUUAUCCUAUGAAACCUCUGCUCCUGUGCUCAAGAAGACUAGAGUUGACACUGAAGCCCCUGUGCCAACUCUUGAAGGAAGGAAGAAACAGAUGGCAGGCUAUGCAAGGCUGCCCAAGGGAGUUAUUCAUUCUCCAAGAAGCUCUGAGCCAAUGGUGUAUAUUGUGCUUUCAGUUAUCUGUCUUUCUAUGUUCUGCAAGAAGUAUCCUGAUCCUGGAUCAGAUUUUUAA
Mycena indigotica is the source of this 657-nucleotide messenger RNA. RefSeq lists its product as uncharacterized. The coding region runs from base 1 to 657 and encodes 218 amino acids. The transcript has 4 exons. The record is from RefSeq and is a predicted model, not a curated record. NCBI's taxonomy places the organism in Eukaryota, Fungi, Basidiomycota, Agaricomycetes, Agaricales, Mycenaceae.